This is a messenger RNA of Ophidiomyces ophidiicola, 1614 nucleotides long. RefSeq lists its product as uncharacterized. NCBI's taxonomy places the organism in Eukaryota, Fungi, Ascomycota, Eurotiomycetes, Onygenales, Onygenaceae. The record is from RefSeq and is a predicted model, not a curated record. Gene Ontology annotation, molecular function: FAD binding. The coding region runs from base 1 to 1614 and encodes 537 amino acids. The transcript is spliced from 5 exons.
AUGUUGCUGUCCAGGACUUUGUUAGUAUGGCUGCUGCCUACAGCUGUUGUGACGGCUGCGCCUAGUACCGGGUCUCAGGGCUACGUCCCUCGCACGCUCGACGACUCGAUCAAGGCGCUGGGCCUGGAAAAUGUGGUGAAGCAGUUUCUGUCUCCCAAGCAGAAGAGGCAGAACCCAACCAGGGCCUGUACUGCCGUGUGCAAUGCUCUCCGGUUUUCCAUGCCAUCUGAUGUAUACUUCCCUGGCUCUUCCCCGUAUAGUGAUAGCAAGAACAGCUAUUGGGCGCAACAGCAGUCAUCUGUGUCUCCUGCUUGCUUUCUAGCAGCAAAGAACACCCAUUCAGUAGCCGUCGCGCUUAUUCUAUCACAAGUAGCACGCUGUCCCUUUGCCCUUCGUUCUGGAGGCCAUUCAGAUGUUCCUGGUGCCUCCAACAGUAUUCAGGGGGUUUCAAUUGAUCUCCGGGCCUUCAAUAAGAUCUCCCUAUCAGCUGACAAGAAGGUUGCCACCAUUGGGACUGGUGCUAAGUGGGCUGAAGUCUUCCAACAGCUUGACCCUCACCAGGUGACAGUAGCUGGAGGCCGUUCUUCUGGUGUCGGCGUUGGAGGUCUGACACUUGGCGGCGGUGUCUCUUAUAUCUCCGGUUAUUCAGGACUUGCGUGCGACUCAGUGUUGAAAUUUAAGGUAAUGAUGGCAGAUGGUCAAAUUUUGGAAGUAGAUCAGCACUCCCAUCCGUAUCUUUAUUUUGCACUGCGAGGUGGUGGGAAUAACUUUGGGGUCGUCCUCCAAUUCGAAUUCGAAACCUACCCGGUUGGUCAGGUGUGGGGUGGGUUUCGUGUGUAUCCCGUCGAAACCACCAAAGAUGCUAUCAAUCGUGGACUUACCUCAUACAACGAAAACCCACCGGAUAGAGAUUUCUCUAUUAUCAACGGCGUCCUGGCCCAUAAUGGUAGCUUCCUCGCCACGCUGAUCAUGAGUAACGCGAAGCCCCAAACCCCCUCUGCCCUUGAAUUGAAUUUCAAGGACCUUCUCAAAUUCAAACCAUUGCGGGAUACAACUCGUAUCACGACCAUCCGAAACCUGACACUUGAGGUAGGCCAAAGUACGCCGUCGGGCUUCCGCCAGCAAUUUACAACAGCAACAUACAGGAACAGUGCAGAGUUGCAAAACUAUAUGGUGGACAUCUUCAUGGAGGAGGUCAAAACCAUUCAAGGGAGCAUUUCUCAGCCUGAAGGCUUCCUUCCAGCAGUUGCUUUCCAGCCUGUCCCAAAAACAGUAAGCUCCCAGUUUCAGAAACGUGGUGGCAAUGCACUUGGUCUCAGCUCAAGUGAUGGGCCUCUCAUUGUGGUCAACAUUUGCUUCCAGUGGGCCUCAGCUGCGGAUGACAAACCGGUUCUGUCGGCAAUUAGACGGCUCUUGGAUCGCACCGGAGAAUGGGCAUCAACAAGGGGACUCUUGCAUCACUUUGAGUAUAUGAAUUAUGCGGCGCCGUAUCAGAAGCCCAUAACCAGCUAUGGUGCAGAGAAUGUAAGAAAAUUGCGACGAGCGCAGACAAUGUAUGACCCACGGAAGGUUUUUGAAGAAUUGCAGCCUGGCGGCUUCAAGCUCAGCAUGUAG